UUUAAAUGUGGUGUGUAAUCGGUGUUUUGUUCGAAUAAAAAUUAUUAUCAGAGUCGGAAUCUUAUCGUGUUCACGAUAGAGUGAAUACCUUUUAUUUUAUUUUCCGGGGCGGCGUUGCUGUCGGUUGCCAGGUUCCACUGGAGCCAGAUAACAUAAGUUUGUAAGCUUUUAUAUGUGGAAUAUCUAGAGCCCUAAGAUUAGGUGCUGGCGGUGUGCAUGCGAUGCAUGGAUGAGGCGAGUCCAUGUGCGGUGGUGCCGGGAUCAUGGAGGCUGGGAUCAAGACGUGCUGCGGAGAGGAUGCAGAACAAACAGAUUAUGAACUCAGGCGAAUCCGGGCGAAUGAUCCUGACUACAACAAUAUCUUCAACUAUGCUAACAAUUACAUUAAAACAUCCAAGUACACCUUCCUGACAUUUGCUCCUCUCAAUCUUUUCGAGCAAUUUCAAAGAUUAGCGAAUUUUUACUUCCUUUGCCUGCUAGUCCUCCAGCUUAUACCUCAAAUAUCAUCUUUAACUCCUAUUACAACUGCUGUGCCUUUAAUUGUUGUGUUGUCCAUAACUGCCCUAAAAGAUGCCAUUGAUGAUAUUCAAAGACAUAGAAGUGAUAGCCAAGUGAACAACAGGUUGUCGAGGGUACUCCGUGGCGGGAAACUGAUCGACGAGCGAUGGCACAAAGUCCAAGUGGGCGAUGUCAUCCGCAUGGAGAACGACCAGUUUGUCGCUGCCGAUUUGUUGCUCUUGUCAACGAGUGAGCCCAACGGCCUCUGUUACAUCGAAACUGCCGAAUUAGAUGGGGAGACCAACUUAAAAUGUCGGCAGGCUUUGGUCGAAACGGCAGAACUGGGUGAUGACAAUGAAAAGAUGGGAAGCUUUGAUGGCGAGAUCAUGUGUGAGGCUCCCAACAACAACCUUAGCAAAUUUGAGGGCACCCUGAGCUGGAAGGGCAAGAAGUACAUGCUGGACAACGACAAGAUGCUGCUGAGGGGGUGUGUGCUGCGCAACACCAAGUGGUGCUAUGGCGUCGUGGUGUUUGCUGGCAGAGACACCAAGCUCAUGCAGAACAGUGGAAAGACCAUCUUCAAGAGAACCAGCCUAGACAGGCUGCUCAACCUACUCAUCAUAGGGAUUGUGUUCUUCCUGCUGAGCAUGUGCCUGUUCUGUACGAUUGCCUGUGGGGUGUGGGAGACAGUGACUGGCCAGCACUUCCGCCUCUUCCUGCCCUGGGACCGGCCGGUGCCCACUGACAACGUGGUCAGCGGCGCAACGGUCAUCUCACUGCUCGUCUUCUUCUCCUAUGCCAUCGUCCUCAACACAGUCGUGCCCAUCUCGCUAUACGUCAGUGUGGAGGUGAUCCGCUUCUGCCACAGCCUGUGGAUCAACUGGGACGAGAAGAUGUACUAUGCCCCCAAGGAUGCACCGGCUAGGGCCAGGACCACAACCCUGAAUGAGGAGCUGGGCCAGAUCGAGUACAUCUUCUCGGACAAGACGGGCACUCUGACCCAGAACAUCAUGACCUUCAACAAAGCAUCCAUCAAUGGGAGGGUCUACGGGGAAUUGCUGGACGAGAUCACCAGAGAGCCCCUUGAAAUCAGCGAGGACACCAAGGCAGUAGAUUUUUCUCUCAACCCUGUGUACGAGCCUGGUUUCAGGUUCUACGAUAGAAGCCUUCUAGAACAAGUGAGAAAUGGGGACCAACACGUUCAUGAAUUUUUUCGAAUACUUGCCCUCUGUCACACUGUGAUGUGUGAUGAAAAAGAUGGUAAAUUAGAGUAUCAAGCUCAGUCGCCGGAUGAAGCUGCUUUGACUUCUGCGGCUAGAAAUUUUGGUUUUGUUUUUAAGUCUCGCACACCAACAAGCAUCACGAUAGAAGUGAUGGGGAACAUAGAAACCUAUGAUCUCCUAGCCAUCUUUGAUUUCAAUAACGUCCGAAAACGCAUGUCUGUGAUAAUUCGAAGAAAUGGCAAAAUCAAAUUGUACUCCAAAGGUGCUGAUUCUGUGAUAUUUGAGAGACUUAGCCCUAGUUCCAAUGAUAUGAAAAUGAAAACUUCAGAUCACUUGAAUAAAUUUGCCAGUGAAGGUUUAAGAACUUUGUGCUUAGCAUCAAAAGAUUUAGAUGAAAAUGUCUUCAAUACCUGGAAUGAACGGUUUCACGAAGCUUCUAUUGCUCUGGAACACAGAGAGGAAAGGUUGAAUGCCCUCUACGAAGACUUGGAGCAAAAUCUGAAUUUAGUGGGAGCGUCUGCCAUCGAAGAUAAACUGCAAGAUGGUGUACCUCAAACCAUAGCAAACCUGGGAAGUGGUGGGAUCAAAGUAUGGGUACUGACAGGAGAUAAACAAGAAACUGCAAUCAACAUCGGCUAUUCCUGUCAGCUGCUGACUGAUGAGCUGAUCGACAUCUUUAUAGUUGAUGGCAUGAACUACAAUGAGGUCGAGCAGCAGCUCAACAAGUUUCUGGAUGCUGUCCAGAACCAUGGUCGGGGCAAUGGGGACUGCUACAUUCAGCCCUACCUGGACGAUCUAAACUCGUUGUCAGAGAACGCAGAAGGCUGCGGAUAUGCACUCAUAGUCAAUGGACAUAGCCUGGUGUAUGCCCUGCAGCCCUCCAUGGAAACUCUGUUCCUGGACGUUGCAUCUGCCUGCAAGUCUGUCAUCUGUUGUAGGGUGACGCCCUUGCAAAAAGCCCUGGUCGUCGACCUGGUCAAGCGGCACAAGAAUGCUGUCACCCUGGCCAUCGGGGAUGGGGCCAAUGACGUCAGCAUGAUCAAGAUGGCCCACAUCGGGGUCGGCAUCAGCGGCCAGGAGGGUAUGCAGGCCGUGCUGGCAUCGGACUUCUCCCUGGCCCAGUUCCGGUACCUGGAACGUCUGUUGCUGGUCCACGGGCGCUGGUCCUACUUCCGCAUGUCCAAGUUCCUGCGCUAUUUCUUCUACAAGAACUUUGCAUUCACCCUGUGCCACUUCUGGUACGCCUUCUUCUGCGGAUUCUCUGCUCAGACCUUGUAUGAUCCUGUAUUUAUCUCCUUCUACAAUGUUUUUUACACUUCCCUUCCCGUCUUAGCACUUGGAGUUUUCGAUCAGGAUGUGAGCGACAAGAACUCAAUCCGCUACCCCAAGCUGUACACCCCCGGCCUGAUGAACCUGCUCUUCAACAAGAUGAUCUUCCUGAAAUCGGUGGCCCACGGCCUCCUCACUUCCUUCAUCCUCUUCUUCAUCCCCUAUGGCGCAUUCAGCUUUGCCGUUGACCCCAACGGACUUAACAUCGACGACCACCAGCUCUUCGGGACCACAGUCUCCACCAUACUCGUCCUGGUGGUCACCGUGCAGAUUGCCAUCGACACGGCCUACUGGACCAACUUCAACCAUGUGGUGAUCUGGGGCAGCGCCCUCUUUUACCUGGGCAUGACCAUCCUCAUAAAUAUGAACUUCUUCGGCAACCCCUACGUGGGCACGUUCCGGAUGACCUUGAGCACGGCACACUUCUGGUUCACCCUGUUCCUGACUAUUGCGGUGCUGGUGGUGCCGAUCGUGGCCAUCCGCUUCUACUAUGUGGACACUCACCCCACCCUCUCGGAUCGGGUGCGGCUGCGGCAGCGACUGAGCCACCUGAGGUCGCGACCUUCAGAGCCCACGCUCAGGAUAUCCAGCGUCAGGCGCAGCAGCAGGCGGUCCGUCAGGUCAGGAUACGCCUUCGCCCACCAGGAAGGCUUUGGCCGUCUCAUCAUGAGCGGCAAAAUCAUGAAGAAGAGCAAGUCCAGCAACUUCGCUGCCAACAACCACCUGCACUCCACCCCUAGGCCGCAGAAUCACUGGAACCACAAGUCGGGCAACUCGCGGGAGAAGGGCAGUCCCUCGACUGUGGAAGUCUAGCGUCUCGUGCGAAAUGAGCUUCUCGUUUGUUUCGAUGCCAUGGUGUCUUUUUUCCUCUGCCGUGUGUGAUGUCCACGAGCUGGAGACACAUUGUGAGACCCGUUGUUGGUUUCGAUGCUGUGGUCUUUAAUCUCUCUGCUUCGUGUGAUGUCCAUGAGCAGGAUACACUUGCGAGACCUUUUUGUUUACAUGCUGUGGUCUUUUUCCUCUCCUUGUGUAAUGUCUACAAGCUGGAGAUGUGUGAGAGCUGUUGUCUGUUUCAAGGCUGCAGUCUUUUUUUUCUGCUUCAUGUGAUAGCAGGAGACUGCACAAACAAGAGUCUGCUGUUGCUCUUGUGCAAGCCUGUAGCCAGACGUUUGUUUUAGUAUCAUUUUAUGGGCAAUAUGUUUUUAAAAGUGAUAUUUAUGUAACUGUAUAGAAGUUUUUAUACAAGGGGUGAAACUUAUAUAAUGGCAACUCUUUAUUUGCACCUGACUCAUAAGUGAUACAUGCCACCCAGUUUACAGUCCUUCAAUGUAGUCACUAGCACUGUAUACUACUCGUUUCCAAUGACGUUGAAAUGGUAGAAGAUCUGUUCUGUUGAUAGUUUAAGUGGAGUGGUCUACUGUUACAAGAACCUCUGGAACAGUGCUGAUGCAAAUGCCUUAAUGUGGUUCAUUCAUCAUAGUGGUUCCAUCAUCAUCAAGACUAAGGCUCUUGUAAGAGACUUUGACUUAAUUUCUAAGAUGAACCCCCGAACUGUACCAGAGAUACUUGUAGCAGUAGACUGCUUCAUUCGAACUAUCAACAGUACGGGUAUUGCUACAAGUGUCCAACGACUUUCACAUUGUCCAAAAUGGGUUGUACACAAUGCUAGUGAGUAUAUUAGAAAGACAGCUAAACUGGAUGCUAUGUGUCACUUUUGUAUUUGAUAUAAAUAGUUGCCACUAUUAAAGUUCCAACCGUCAUUUGUCUAUCAUCAUCAUUGUUGUUUUAAGGGAGAGGGCAGGCUGUUCAAUCACCACACAGUGGAUGCUUUUUAGACUUCCCAAACUACAUCCGAAACUUUUUUUUUUUCAACUUACAUUCUGAUUAAUAGCAUAAUUAAGGCUGAACUUUUUAUACCUAGUUAAUGCAUAGUGUUGAACAUCUUUUUUUUCUCUUAUGAUCAUUUUGUUCAACUUUUUUUAGCUUGGGGGGGGGGGGGGGGACUAAAUCCUAGGUGUUUUUUUUAAUGUUGCGUACAUAGUUUGUUUUAGUCCUAUUCUUUUAAGCAAAACAUUCGCUCCACGUAUCAGUUGUAGAUACAAUCUGGUCUCUUGACAAUAUCGUUUUGCAUGUAUUUCCUUUAAGAGAUAUACUAAGUAAAUCGGUCUAGAGGGCAUCCCUUUGACAUGGGAAUAACAAUAUCUUCAUAACUGGUCUGAUCUGAAUAGAUUAAUGAACACUAAUAGUAUUUUUAUCUUUUUUUUUUUUUUUUUUUUUGUUUUUUUGGUCUUUUAAAUGUUUUUGGUGCAUUUUCUCUAACAACAUGGAGCCCAUGAUAUUUGUGUAAGAUCUACAUGUGCCUAUAUACAAAGAAAAAAAGCAUUAGAAAAGGUGAGAUUGUUUUCAAUUGGUUCGCUUGCUUUCUUUGCUACAGGCUUGCUGCUACAGUGCACCAUUUUGUUGAAGGUUACAUCAGCAUCAAAAAUUACUGCUCAGCCUAUGAUCAUUUUUCUUAUAUUUCAAAAAUAUUUCGGACCAUUUUUGCUAAUACUUCUUAAAGAAAUUUUAUUUUAUUGUCUUAACUGGUCUCUCCCAUUGAUAGUGUAAGUGAAAAUUGAAGUUUUAAUAAGUAAAUAUUGUAUUCAUAACAAGAAAAAAAAAAUUUUUUUGAAGUGUUAAUUGGAUUGUAUAGAAUAACUAUGUAGUUUAUUUUUAAUAACUGGUUAAAUAAGAUGGUGAACUUUGUUUUAGUACUAUAUAAAUAGUUUUUAUGUUGACAAAACUUUUUUUUUUCUCAUUCCAUUUUUAUUUACAUUGCUUAGAUUCUAAUCUGGAGACACACUGCUGAGAAAAAGUUUUAAAUCCACCCCCCCCCCCCAAAAAAAAAAAAAAGCACCAGACCAAUUUAAUCCGGCCUUAGAAUUUUAACAAAUGUAGUAUUAUUUUAGCGUUAUUCAAAAUGAAAAUUUUUUGUCAAUCUUUUCAAGUUUUUUCAACUCAGGCAUGUUUUUCUUUAAGGAGUAUAGCUUUAUGCAUAUUGUAUGUCAAUUCAUUUCGAUACAAAUUUAAUUCGUUAUAGUUUUUAAUUCAUCACAUUCUUCCAUCAUUUAAGAUUGAACAUUUUUUUCAAUUAAGUAUUCAUCAAUUAGAGUUAAUUUGAUUAAAUUUAUUGCUUAGUACCUUUUUUAAAUUACAAAUAAUUAUAAUCUAUUUUAAAGAUUGAUGAUUUAGCAUCGAGUAGACCUAAUGGCACCUAUAUACGAUCAAUUUGUAUGGCGAUGAAUUGAAUGACUGAGGGCGCAAGAAACCAUGAUGGCAGCAUCCAUCAGUGGUUGCAGUCCUUUUCCAAUUUUAUAGCAGGUAGUAAAUGCUGCAUUUUAGAUAAAAUAUCCGAAUGAUUUUUUAAUUUAAGGAGAGUCAUUUGCUAACACUUGUAUUUUGAGAUUGUGGCAUUUAGUCUAAGAGCUUCAAGCCUUCUCCACAGUGUUUUUCCUUAAUGUUUUAAAGCCCAGUACGGUUGUGUGUAUCGAGUUGGAAUAUUGCCUUGCAUAACUUUGAUAUUCCGAUUUUGCACGAGUCCCCGCCUGCUAGCACCACCAGGAUGAGCAGAUCUCAGUCUAGGUGGCGCUGCAGCAGCCCUCUACCUGUGUGACCGGAGACAUGUUUCUAUACUUCUGAACUUCUUGAAAGGGUGGUUGGAACAGGAAAUAUGCACAUUCUUUUUGGUGUGUGUUAUUAUUUUAUGUAUAAAAUGUGCAUUUAUUUCGUGAGAGGCGUUUUGUAAAAUGUACUUAUGAAAUAUUUUUUUUUAAUAGAAUAAGAGGAAUAUCGGAAUGAAUGGCACAUUUAGAAGCAAAAGUGAUACAAAACCAAUUUGGGGCUUUAAAAAUUGCUUUAUUCCAAUAUGAUGAUUUUAAUUAAAAACUUAUUGUUCCUAUCAAAACAAAUUCUUUUCAUAAGUUUUCAUUAGUUCAUUUACUGUGGUGAGUUUUGUGUUAUCCGUCAUGUUUUUUUUGAAUCAAGUAAACUAUGCAGUUUCUUUACUAGGUUUUUUUCUUCUGAUGUUACCUGUGCGUGAAAAGCUGGUGCUUUGUAAAACAUCGGUGUUUCAUACAUGUAUGCUUUUUGUUUCAUUUUAGUCCAUAUCUGUUUAAAAUUAUUUAAGGGGGCGGGGACUUUAUGAAUUUGAAUAAUCAUGGGACAAAUUUCAUUUAAAGUUGUAGCAAAAAUUGUAGCUCUAUAUUCUGAAGAAGAGCACUUUGACUUAGGCGAUAAUUAUUUUUUAUAUAUAUUAAAUAGAACUUGGAAACUAAUUUUUUGUCCUACUUUAAAUAAAAAUAGAAAGGAACUAUGUGUAGUUUUUAUUUACCUAACCCAUGAUAAUUUAAAAAGCUGAAUGAAAAAUAAAAUUUUAGUAAU
Uloborus diversus is the source of this 7469-nucleotide messenger RNA. Its product is annotated as probable phospholipid-transporting ATPase IM. Gene Ontology annotation, cellular component: plasma membrane. The transcript has 24 exons. The record is from RefSeq and is a predicted model, not a curated record. Gene Ontology annotation, molecular function: ATP hydrolysis activity; magnesium ion binding; ATPase-coupled intramembrane lipid carrier activity. NCBI's taxonomy places the organism in Eukaryota, Metazoa, Arthropoda, Arachnida, Araneae, Uloboridae. The coding region runs from base 243 to 3863 and encodes 1206 amino acids. Gene Ontology annotation, biological process: Golgi organization; phospholipid translocation.